UCAUUUCCCCUCCCAUUCAUGCCUUGACUAUGAUCUGAAGAAUAAAUUAAGGAGGUGUUUUCUCGUAGCGAGACUGGUAUUUCUGAAAUGGGUGUGACGAAGGAAUUCAUAAAUGCACCUGCAAUGUGCUAUUUACAUCUGCUUCUGACAGCUCUCCAACCACAAGUAUGGCUGAAAAACUCAUCACUAACAUCUACCAGGAGGAGAGUGCUAUCCAUAUGUUAUCUGUGAAAGUUGUCCAAGCCAGGAACAUUCCAUGGGCAGACUGGAUGAGCAAUGCGGACUGUUAUGUAAGCAUCUGGCUCCCAACAUGCACAAACAGAGUUCUAAAAACCAAGACUCUGUCAAACACCAGCGACCCCAAGUGGGACGAGACAUUUCACUUCAAGAUUUGUGAAAAAGUCCAGAACCUGAUGCAUCUGUCACUUCAUGAUGAAGAUGUGGUCUCUAAAAAUGACUUGCUAUACACUGUGGUGUUUGAUGUGGGAAAAGUCCCCAUCGGGGAAACCAUGAAGACGACCUUUCCUCUGAACCCAGAGGGAAAAGAGAGUCUUGAUGUGGAGUUCACAAGGAAGACAUUACCAGCUCAUCCUGAAAAAAUAUUAACAAACAGUGUUCUCGUGUCCAGAUCAGUUUCCUGUUUAGAUGUUUCAGUAGACAAGCAGAAGAUUCCAGAACAUUUUCAAGGCAAAACUAUUGUUCUGACGGUGGAAGAUUCCUGUGAAAAAAAUAAUGAAUUGGUGCUGGAUCCUGGUUCUGAUCACAUAGACCCCUGCACAUUCCACUGCAUCAGAAAAUGGGAUCCAGAACUCACUGUCCAUCUAGAGGGCACAAACGCAGAAGACGCUGAUGGUUUAACAAAGGUUCCUUUUAAUUCACUUUCAGUGGGAAAAGAAGAGAGAAUAGAGCUUCCUGCGCCACCUGGAAGGUCCUUGGAAUUGAAUCUUAAAGUGGAAGAGUGCACAGAUAAGCUCGAUGUACGCUUGGGGUAUGACCUCUGUGAAGAUGAGAAAAUAUUUCUUCAGAACAGAAGUAAGAUGGUUGCUGCAGCUUUAAAAAAGGUCCUGAAGCUUGACCGAGAUCUGGAAGAUCAUGAGGUUCCAGUGAUUGCUGUGACAACUACGGGAGGUGGGACAAGAGCAAUGACCUCACUCUACGGCACCUUGUCUGGGCUCAAGAAAAUGAACCUGUUGGAUGCGGUGUCUUACAUCACCGGAGCCUCCGGUUCCACUUGGUGUAUGUCUAAGCUUUAUGAAGAUCCUGAUUGGUCACAAAAGGACCUGACAAAGCCAAUAAAGGAGGCGCGGAAAAGCGUGACAGAUAGUAAGCGCUCUGCUUUCAGUCUCGAUCGGUUGUCCUUUUACCGCGAGGAAAUGGAGAAGCGAGCAAAGAUGGGAUACAAAGCCUCUUUCACAGACCUUUGGGGUCUUCUGCUUGAAUCCAUGUAUCAUGACGGAUUGAACGAUACAAAACUAUCUGAUCAGAGGAAGGCCCUGAACCAUGGCCAGAAUCCACUACCGCUGUGCCUGGCAAUGAACGUCAAAGAUAUUGAAAAAACCACUCUGGAUUUUAAGGAGUGGUGUGAGUUUUCCCCGUAUGAAGUGGGUCUCCUGAAGUAUGGCGCUUUCAUCCGUGCAGAGGAUUUCGGCAGUCAGUUCUUCAUGGGGCGGCUAACAAAGAGACUCCCUGAGUCCAGACUCUGCUAUCUGCAAGGCUUGUGGAGCAACAUCUUUUCCAUCAAUCUGAUGGAUGCCUGGGUUGCUGCUGUCAGUUCAGAACAUUUCUGGUAUAGGUUUACCAGGGACACCGUGUACAAUUUAGAUGAAGAGGAAUUUUUGGCCAAGAAAAGGGCUGAGUCUGGUCUAGAGACUCGCCUUUAUGAGCCAACUGGGGUGUUCAGUAGCACAGUGAAAAAUAUUUUAACUAAUCGACCAAUCGAUGGAGAACAUCACAACUUCGUGAGAGGACUACAGAUUCAUAAGGACUAUGCCAAGCAAAAGGGAUUUAACUCAUUUAAAGACACACAGCUAGAUCAGUCCCCAAACCAGCUGACCCCAUUCACGGACGACCUGUGUCUGGUAGACAGCGCAUAUUAUAUCAACGCCAGCUUUCCAUCGCUACUUCGGGAAGAACGCAAAGUAGACAUCAUUUUGUCAUUUGACUACGGGCUUUCAGGACACUUUAAGUCAGUGGAACAAACCAAAAGCUACUGUACCAACCAGAAGCUUCCCUUCCCAAAUAUCGAGCUGAGUGACGCAGACCGGGAGCACCCCAAGGAAUGCCAUGUGUUCUCAGACCCCGAGGAUCCAGAAGCUCCUGUUAUUCUUCACUUUCCACUUGUAAAUGAUUCCUUUAAGAAGUACAAAGCACCAGGCGUAAGUCGCAGCCAUCAGGAACUUGAGGAUGGGGUUGUUCACCUAAAUGGCAUGUGGUCACCUUAUACUUUGGUAAAGUUGACCUACAGUGAAAGAAACUUUGACAAGCUGCUAAAUCUGGCAGAAUACAAUGUUAUGAACAGCGAGGAGCUCAUCCUGCAAGCGCUGCGUGAUGCCAUCGCUCACAAGCAGAAGAGCAGAAACACGGGCGCUAACUAGACUCAUGGCCCUGUUCGCAGGUAACGAGUGACGUUACGAUCGUACUGGUGUGAAAAUGCAAGGAACUCCCAGAAGCCUCUUGGUGCUAAAACAUGAAUUUAUGUCUCUCUGUCUG
Spea bombifrons (plains spadefoot toad) is the source of this 2709-nucleotide messenger RNA. RefSeq names its product cytosolic phospholipase A2 delta-like. Gene Ontology annotation, molecular function: calcium-dependent phospholipid binding; calcium ion binding. The coding region runs from base 168 to 2594 and encodes 808 amino acids. The record is from RefSeq and is a predicted model, not a curated record. Gene Ontology annotation, biological process: glycerophospholipid catabolic process. NCBI's taxonomy places the organism in Eukaryota, Metazoa, Chordata, Amphibia, Anura, Pelobatidae. The transcript is spliced from 20 exons. Gene Ontology annotation, cellular component: cytosol.